Molecule: messenger RNA, 4026 nt
Organism: Hermetia illucens (black soldier fly)
Lineage: Eukaryota; Metazoa; Arthropoda; Insecta; Diptera; Stratiomyidae
Gene: smo
Product: protein smoothened
Exons: 10
Coding region: 417-3548 (1043 amino acids)
Biological process (GO): positive regulation of smoothened signaling pathway; central nervous system development; commissural neuron axon guidance
Cellular component (GO): cilium; dendrite; plasma membrane
Molecular function (GO): transmembrane signaling receptor activity; patched binding
Source: RefSeq, a predicted model, not a curated record
UUUACCUCCACUGCCUACCACUACUUGCUUAGAGGCGAGAAUAGUUUUGUCAAAAGUUGCGUGGAUUUGAGAUGCUCUUGGGUGGUCUAUGAAGUGAGGAUCUAAACAGUUGCAGAUAAAGUUUUUUUUGCUUAAGCUCGAUUCAACAAACAAAAUUCAUCCAUUUUUUUAUAUUAUCGACGUUGAAUUUGCCGGUCUUACUGCGCAGGAUAAAAAGGAUUUAGGAUCGUGGAUUAUUUCAAUAAGUAUAUGACUAUUGUGCGUUAGUGACAAUUUACCGUGUUUAUAUGGAUGUGACUCUAAGGCAGGAUCGAAGUUUGAGUUGUUCUCAUCGCAGCGCAGCUACAUGUUGACAGGCAAUAAUCGUUUUUACGUGCCGUCAAUUGUUUUGAAGAGGCCCAUUCACCGAAUAAGCAAUGAGCUUUGCGUUCAAGUCGAUCCUGUCAAUAUUAAUUUUAGUCGAAACUCCUAUAAGUGCGCUUUUAAGCGACGUGAAAAAUGCUCCAGAAUUGGAAUCCAUAAAUGGAACUAAUUAUUUUAGGGUAUACAGUAAGAUCUCUGAUGAUAAGCCCUGGUUUGAUGGAAGAAGUGAUGUCCGACACAUACACUGCGUGCGUCCGGCCACAUGCGAAAAAUUAACACUGGAUGAUUGCUUGGGUUCUAAAAUACCUUAUACACAUACCAGUCUAAAUUUAACACAUAGAAUCACCCAAAACGAAAUCAAAAAUGACUUAAUUCGAUUUGAAGCUCUAAAAUAUGUUCCUCGAUGUUGGGCUGUAGUGCAACCUUUUAUUUGCGCUGUUUAUGUACCCAAAUGCGAAAAAAUAAAAAACAAAGAUAUGGUAUACUUACCUUCUUUGGAGAUGUGUAAGAUAACAUUAGAGCCUUGCCGCUUAUUGUAUAAUGAGAGUUUUUUUCCGGAUUUUUUACGUUGCAACGAAACGCAGUUUCCACCAAAGUGUAAUAACGAUGUUCGUGAGAUGAAAUUUAAUGGGACAGGAGAAUGCAUUCGACCAUUAGUGUCUGCCGAAUCAAGUUCGAGCUAUUACCCCGGAAUUGAGGGCUGUGGAGUCCAAUGUGAGGACCCAUUGUACACGGAUGACGAACAUCGGCAAAUACAUAAACUAAUAGCGUGGGGUGCAAGUUUGUGCUUAGCAUCAAAUCUCUUCGUGGUAGCUACAUUUUUUAUAGACUGGGAAAACGCGAAUAAGUAUCCUGCUGUAAUCGUAUUUUAUCUUAAUUUUUGCUUUCUAAUAUCAUGUCUAGGAUGGAUUGCGCAGUUCACUCCAGGGAGCCGAGAAGAUAUCGUAUGCCGGAAAGAUGGAACUCUUCGUCAUUCCGAACCCAGCGCAGGGGAAAAUCUUUCUUGUAUUGUUGUAUUUGUACUGGUGUAUUACUUUUUAAUUGCAGCUAUGGUUUGGUUUGUAUUUUUGACGUAUGCAUGGAAUUUGCAAGCAUAUGGCAAAGAUCGCGUAUACAAAAAAGGUUCGUAUUUUCAUUUAGUAGCAUGGUCAUUACCGCUAGUUCUUACAAUUGCCACUAUGGCUUUGAGCGAAGUUGAUGGAAAUAGCAUCGUUGGAGUUUGUUUUGUUGGCUACACAAACCAUGCAGUUAGAACUAUUUUGCUACUUGGACCUUUAUGCAGCGUAAUGUUGAUUAGUGGCUGCUUCAUUAUAUUGGGCACAGUGAAACUAUUUGGAAGGAAGAUUUAUUUGACCAACAUUAAAUCGACAUCCGCCAGCAACAAAAUUCACUUAAUAAUUGUUCGAAUGGGCUUAUGUGCAGUACUUACUUUUGUGUUUAUUUUUGUGAGUAUAACGUGUCACUUAAAUGAAUUCCGUAACUCAGCUGAAUGGGCGGAAAGCUUGAAGAAAUACAUUAUAUGUAAAAUUAAACGAGAUGAACUUUGCAAAAUUGAAAAUAGACCAAGUAUCGCAAUGCUGCAACUACAUUUGUUGUGUUUAUUUGGAUCGGGAGUUGUUAUGUCAUCUUGGUGUUGGACUCCAGCCUCAAUCGAAACUUGGAAAAGAUAUAUAAAAAAGAAAUUCGGCCGUGAAAUAGUCGAAGAGAUUAAGAUGCAAAAGCACAAAGUCAUCGCUCAAACUUGGGCCAAAAGGAAAGAAUUCGAUGAUAGAGGAAGACUUUCUAUAACUAUUCAUAACAGUUACACUGAUCCAGUCGGCUUGAAUUUCGAUAUCAAUGAUCUAAAUUCAUCAGCUACCAAUGAAAUUAGCUCUACAUGGGCAAAUUAUUUACCGCAAUUCGUGAAAAGAAGGUUUGCCUUAACGGGAGCUGUCACAAAUUCAUCAAGCCAAGGACCACGAAAAAGUUCAUUAGAUUCAGAAUUUAGUUUUAGCGUACGCCACGUUUCAGUUGAAUCAAGACGAAAUUCAGUGGAUUCUCAGGUAUCUGUAAAGAUAGCUGAGAUGAAAACGAAAGUUGCGAGCAGAACACGAUCAAACCGUCAUCAUGGCAAGCAUUCAAGAGUGAGAAAUCGUAGGCGCGAUCUCUUCACACCAGGGCGAAAAUCGAGCAAUCGUCGUGAAAGCAGCACAUCCGUAGAAAGUCAAGUUAUAGCUUUGAAAAAAACAUCAUUUCCAGGGAACAAGCAUAAAUUAGGUAUAUUUACACACACUAAGUCUGCGACGAAAAAUUUAAAACGUCGCAGUGCCAACGCUGGACUCGAACCAGAAGAUAUAACUGACUUUAUUUCCAAAAACGGCAAGAUAUUAUUUCCUUUUUUACAAAAUCAAGGUUUAACUACAACGUCUGAUGAGGAAGGUUCUCGAACGUCAUUUAAAAUCCACGAUUCACGUUUGGAUGUUGUUCUAAGACAACAUGAAGAUACCGAUAAUCAAAAUUCUAAUCCCAAAUUAGGAGAAUGUAGUGAUGAUGAAUCGUUGAGAAAGCAAUGCAAACUAGAUGAUAUUUUGAAACAUAUACAAACGUCUUCCUCUUUUGAUAAUUUUUUAAAUCAUGACAGUAAAGUCAAUCAUGAUUCCGUUGGUAGUCGGAACAGCAAGAGUAGCUUGAAAAGCCGUGUGAGCCGUAAAUCAGUCCGCCAUAGCAUUCGGCGUAUUAACAGAAGAAAUGCACCAAAUAAACGCCAAAAGAAAAAUACUAGCGCGAAUAUACCCGAUAUAAAUGACUCUUUUACAUCUUAUUCCUCUGAAUUUGAUGAUGCACUUGGAGUUCAAAGCUCCUAUUCGGCGAUGUCAGUAGGGAAAACACAAUCUCGUAACAGUAAAACGAGCUGUGAUGUUGGCAUUCAAGCUAAUGCAUAUGAAAUUGCAACGCAAACAAUGUCCUUAUAUCGAUGUGACACGAUAGGUGAUGGGAAUAACAUAGGGAACAUUAAAUUAGUGAACAGCAGUAUUUAUAAAGAUGAAGAAAAAAGUUAUGGCUUGAAAAAUAUAAACAAUGAUAGCCAAGAGGAAAGCCAAACAGAGAGGCAUCAACUACUGCCAUUGAAAUCCAAAGCAAACAUAAUUAAUGCAGGUGAAUCUGAAAAACUUAAACUGCAAAUGCUGCUGUUACCCUCUAAAUGAAUGAUCAUCCCCCUAAUUUUGUGUGUAAGAAUAUUUACUUACAUUAAAAUUUCCAGCAAAUUAUAUGCAAUAUUUGUGAAUUUGGUCUGCAGAUAUUCGAUUUCACAAGACAUAAUUUACCUUAGUUUGCCGUGUUAUAUUCGGAAUCUUUGUUCUCGUUUAUGAAAGCGUGUCUAGUUUGACUUUUGUACUUUGUUGAUAGAAUUCUUCCAUUUGUUCUGAGGAUUUCCUCGCCUUGAUUAAAUCCAUAAUUUUUUUGUGAUCGACUGGUUUACUAUAAUUUGCAAUUUAACACAAUUUGUUUGUAUUUAAUUGUGCAUAAACGGUUUUGAGUGUGCUGAUUCAUAUAACAUCUAUAGGGCCUACAAAUAAGUUCUGUCGGUUUUUUGUUAAAUUUGAAGCUUUAUUGUGAAAAAUUGGUUAUACAUUCAUUGUUCAAAGUAUUGCCCAUCGCUAGCCACAACUUUCUUCCAUCUUU